Messenger RNA from Doryrhamphus excisus (bluestripe pipefish), 3070 nucleotides. NCBI's taxonomy places the organism in Eukaryota, Metazoa, Chordata, Actinopteri, Syngnathiformes, Syngnathidae. The record is from RefSeq and is a predicted model, not a curated record.
CGUCUUUGCGUCAUCAAGGUGCAGCUACCAGAAAGUACAUUUUCUGGUGUGAGUCCUUCAACUAAUCACUUCUAAACGAAAAGAAUAAGCUGGAUCAUGUCUUAUUUCAAAUAUAAUUAUGAACACAAACGGAACCGGGUGUGGACAGAAAAGUGUGUUUCCAGGACACCUCGUUCAAAUAGACGCCGAUGUGCGUCAGUUAGUAAUGGCGCAGAGUAGGUGGAGUUAAACAGGUGCAGUUCGGCAAACUUCCGUCACAUGUCUCCACAAAUCAUGGUCUACAUCAUCUCCAUGACAUAUGGAUGGUGUUCGUGACGGACAGGCUGCCCUUCAAGUCGAGCCGUUGGAGGACGUCGACAGCCGGCCAGCCAGCUAGAAGGAGGAGUCGGAGUCGGGGGGCUUCUCUCCACAGGAGGCCGGACAGAGGCGACGUCAGGCGGCCAAGCAAGCAGCUGCAGUGCGCGCAUCCUCCAGUUGCUCUCAGGCGCUCCGCAACCGCGUAAAGCUGACAAUUUGUGGGAGCCCGGAGGUGCAGGAUGGAAGCAUCCCACGACCAGCAGGUGCCUCACUGUUACCGCAAACAGACGACUCCAGAAAAGAGGAGGCGCUGCGAUAGGCCAUCAAACGAUAGAAAGAGAAAGUUGAUGAAGUCCAACCUUGCUGUGGACACUGAAGAGCUUUUCCAGGACCUGCUUCGCCUUCAGGAGACGUGGCUGGCAGAAGGCUCACUGUGCUCUAACAGAGACGGGAUGCUUCAGGAUUUAAGUGCCAGUGUCCUCUUUCCUCCAUGUCUGCAGCACCCAACUUUUGCUCAGGUUCCUGACAAUGACGAGCAGUUUGUCCCCGACUUCCAGACUGAAAACUUGGCGUUCCACGGACUGCAGCUGAAAAUCAAGAGAGAGCUGCACAGCCCGUGUUCCGAGCUGGGCUCCACCUGCAGUCAAGAGCGGCCCUUCAAGCUCCAGUAUGGAGAGAAGUGCCUGUACAACGUCAGUGCCUAUGAGCAGAAGCAGCACGCAGGAAUGAAGCCCUCCAGCCCAGUGACACCCCCCUGCAGCACCCCAGUGUCCCCCCUACAUCAUGCCUCACCUACAGCCGCCCCGACACCCAAACCUGACCGAACCUACGCUCACGUGCCGCUUUCGCAGUCACACCCUGACAGCGCCUACGCCAUGGACCACAGAUUUCGCCGCCAACUUUCCGAGCCGUGCCACUCGUUCCCCUCCCCGCCAGCGAUGGCUCGCGACGGACGCCCCAUCUACCACCGACAGAUGUCGGAGCCCAGCAUUCCGUUCCCCCCUCAAGGCUUCAAGCAGGAGUACGCCGACCCGCUGUUUGAGCACCCGGCCAUGAUGGGGGCGCCGCUCCCCCACCUGUACCCCGCCACCAUGAUGAUCAAGCAGGAGCCCAGGGACUUCAAUUACGACUCAGCCGAGGUGCCCAGCUGCCACUCAGUCUACUUGCGCCAAGAUGGCUACCUGGCCCACGCCAACCGGAGCGAAGGUUGCAUGUUCGACAAAGUGGCCAGGCACUUUUACGAUGACACCUGCGUGGUGCCGGAAAAGAUGGAAGGCGACAUCAAGCAGGAGGCGGGCCUGUACCGCGAGGGCCCGUCCUACCAGCGCAGAGGCUCACUGCAGCUGUGGCAGUUCUUGGUGGCGCUGUUGGACGACCCGUCAAACUCGCACUUCAUCGCCUGGACGGGCCGUGGCAUGGAGUUCAAGCUCAUCGAGCCGGAAGAGGUGGCACGUCGAUGGGGGAUCCAGAAGAACAGACCGGCCAUGAACUACGACAAGCUGAGCCGAUCACUGCGCUACUACUACGAGAAGGGAAUCAUGCAAAAGGUGGCCGGCGAGAGAUACGUGUACAAGUUUGUGUGCGACCCCGAGGCCUUGUUCUCCAUGGCGUUCCCGGACAAUCAGCGUCCUGUGCUGAAGACCGACAUGGAGCGUCAGAUCAACGAGGAGGACACGGUGCCCCUGUCGCACUUUGAUGAAAACAUGGCCUACGUCCAGGAGGGGCCCUACUGCCAGCCCCACCCCUACAGCGAGGGCUACGUCUACUAGCCCCGCCCCUUCCUCCCAAAUGACCUCCUUUACAGGAAGUGAUCAUGUUGUUCGACGUGGAGUGGAUGACGACUGAACAUACGUCCUCCCUUAUUAUUAUUAUUAUUAUUAUUAUUAUCGCUAUUAUUACUAUGAUUAUAUGUGCCCUGUGAUUGGCUGACUACCAGUCCAGGGUGUACCCCGCCUCUCACCCCAAGACAGCUGGGAUAGGCUCCAGCACCCCCAUGACCCUUGUGAGGAAAAGCGGUAGAAAAUGAAUGAAUGAGUUCUCCUCCUAGUUUGUGUGGAAGUGGUAACUUUUUGGCUUCUUAUUUUGUCUUUCCCCACCCUCGGUUUAUGAUUCUGUUGCUCCCGUCUCUCGGACGUGCACUUUAUGGACCCCGGCGGCUCUUUAGCGUUCUUUGUUUGUACAAACCCAGCAUGCGGCACAAUGAGAUAGGACUCCUAAGGUGCCGACUUGACAUUCUUUUGGGAAUUUUACCGGAAUUUUCCUUCCCAACGCAACCCACGACAGAACGGUCGCUUCCUCCUCGUGUGUCAUUUCAAGAGAAUACUUGAUGACUUCAUCCUCACGCCGACGGCGGAGCAUGGAAGAGCAGAAAAAAAAUGGAAAGACAUUAGGCUCCACCCAUUAGCGAUCUCUGGCCCCGCCUCCGUCUUCUCGUGAGAGUGAUCACGUGUGCACCCUGUUUACCAUCAUCGUGGGCGACUUCAUUAGGUACCUCCUCCAGGUCAGCGAGGCGACCAAUCCCAGCUCGCCAAAAUAUUAGGAACGCUUCUCAGUGUGAGGAAAUGCAGUUCCACACCCACAGCAAUAAUCAAUCAAAUAUGAUUAUUUGUUAUUUCAAUCGGGACACCAAAUGUUGGGGGCCGGCUAGCAUCACCUGCUAACAGACAUUAGCUUUGUUUUCUGGAACGCAUCCAAAUGGACUCAUCCUUCCUUCAGAUGCCGUUUGUGUCCCACGCUUCAAUCAAUAAAAAUAUGGCUUUUGGUGGCAAAGUAA